Messenger RNA from Prunus mume (Japanese apricot), 1052 nucleotides. RefSeq names its product putative carboxylesterase SOBER1-like. Gene Ontology annotation, molecular function: carboxylic ester hydrolase activity; palmitoyl-(protein) hydrolase activity. Lineage: Eukaryota; Viridiplantae; Streptophyta; Magnoliopsida; Rosales; Rosaceae. Gene Ontology annotation, cellular component: cytoplasm. The record is from RefSeq and is a predicted model, not a curated record. Gene Ontology annotation, biological process: protein depalmitoylation.
UUUGUUGGACUGGAGCGGGGUUAGGUGCCGAGACAGGCCCCAAAGAGACAGGGGUAAUUCUGGUAAUUUCACAUCCAUCUCCCCAAAUUUGCGAAAGCUAAGCCCCAUGGUUGAUGAUCAAGCAUGAAUCUUUGGCUUUUAGCAAAGCCAAUUGCUGUGCUUUUGGUCACCGUAAGCAGCACCAUCUUCUUGCUGCUACUCUCCUGGCAAAAUCAAUCUCCAAGACCAGCGUCAAUGGCUCGAAGCUUUGUUCUGUGGCUUCAUGGGUUGGGUGACUCAGGCCCAGCCAACGAGCCCAUCAAGACCCUCUUCACUUCGCCUGAGUUUAGGAACACUAUAUGGUCCUUCCCAUCUGCUCCAUCAAACCCAGUGACAUGCAAUUAUGGUGCUAGGAUGCCUUCAUGGUUUGACAUUGGCGAGAUUCCUGUAACAGCUAAUUCUCCAAACAAUGAAAGUGACCUGCUCAAAGCAGUUAAGAGUGUGCAUAAGAUGAUAGACAAGGAGAUAGAUGCUGGCACAAAUCCUAGUAAUGUCUUUGUGUGUGGAUUCAGCCAAGGGGGUGCCUUGACAUUGGCAAGUGUUCUGCUAUAUCCUAAAACUCUUGGAGGAGCUGCAGUGUUUAGUGGAUGGGUUCCUUUUAGUUCAUCCAUAAUAGAACAAAUCCCACCAGAAGCAAAGAGGACACCUAUUUUGUGGUCUCAUGGGAUCGCAGACAGAACAGUAUUUCUUGAAGCUGGACAAGCAGGUCCCCCUUUCCUCGAACGAGCUGGUGUAAACUGUGAGUUUAAGGCUUAUCCUGGUCUUGGCCAUUCAAUAAGCAAUGAGGAGCUCAAGCACCUGGAAUCAUGGAUUAAAGCUCGUCUACCAAGUUCUUCUUGAAGUUGUUCAUGGCUAGCGCAGACCUUGACUUGCUCUAUUUAUCAUUGUUAUUGCAAUCUUCGGAAUUUGCAUGUAAAUUCCUUUGACGAUUUCUGAUAUGAUGUGUAAAUUGUAAUGGCGUGCAUUUUGCUCUACAUUUUGAUAUGAUGUGUCAAGUUCAAAAACUUUGGAUA